Gorilla gorilla gorilla (western lowland gorilla) is the source of this 5074-nucleotide messenger RNA. It is a transcript of the gene ABHD17A, whose product is annotated as abhydrolase domain containing 17A, depalmitoylase. The transcript has 5 exons. Gene Ontology annotation, molecular function: palmitoyl-(protein) hydrolase activity. The record is from RefSeq and is a predicted model, not a curated record. Gene Ontology annotation, biological process: protein depalmitoylation; regulation of postsynapse organization. Bases 3768 to 4853 code for a protein of 361 amino acids. Lineage: Eukaryota; Metazoa; Chordata; Mammalia; Primates; Hominidae. Gene Ontology annotation, cellular component: endosome membrane; plasma membrane.
GGCGGGCGUGGCCGCGCGGGGUCCCGGGCCGGGCCUCGAGGGCCUGACAGCCCGGUUGGACGUCCCCGAGACCCCUGCAGUCCCAGGGCUUCCGCGGGUCCUGCCCGAGGAGCCCAGAGCAGGGGCGCGGACCGCGGGUGAGCGUCUGUGAUUGGAAAAGCCCUGUCCCCAUCCAUUCAGCUCUCCGGCGUGGGUUGCGCUCCCACCCUCCUGCGGACGCGGCCCUUGCCUUCGGGGAGCACCGGUCCGAGCCGCGGAUUCCGCUCUUUUGCCCCGAAACUGCCCCCAGCCCGACAAACGCUUCGGCCUCUCGCCCCCCAUGGCAGCUCCCAGGGGCCCUCCCGAGCCCUGCUUCCCAAGCAGCUCCCAGUCGCUGUUUCCCUUGUCAGGCUUCUUCCUGCCGCCCUGACUCCUGGGCGGGCUUCCCGGCCUCCGCUCGCGUCCGUUCUCCGGGAUGCAGCCCUUCUCCUAUGUUGUGCAUCGCUUGCUCGGGACUUCUUCGUGGCCCCGCCAUUUCUCCCAGGAUGAAGUGCAAACUCUCGGGGGCGCGACCUCACCCGUCCCAGGCUCUCUCUUAGGACCCUUCUGCUCACUUCUUCCUCCCAGGGUCUGCUCUAGCCAGGAGCCUGCUCUGUCACCUCUGGGGUUUUGCCCCUGCUUGUCCCUCUGUCCCAUCCCCCUGUCACCUGGCCCGUUUGUCUGCCCUCUGAUAUGGCCGCGCCUCCCCCCAGGCGGGUUUCCCACCCUGACUGGUUGAGUGAGGUGCAGUCACCGUCUCCCAUAUGUAGGUCAUCUUCCAGUACUUUGGCUGCUCGGUUGCUUGCUGGUCCUCAGAACACCUCUAGCUUGCAGAGGGGUGCCCAGUUAAGUGCGUGGGAACGGAAUUGGUGGGAUUCAGGGUGUCAAGGGGUGUGUGCCCAGUGAGUGAGGCGUCUGGGUUUGCACUCCCCAGUCCACGCCCAUUAGUGACACUAGGGAGGUUCCAGGUCCCUGUGGCUGGAGAGGAGAGGAGACUAGACUUUCCCUUCCCUGUCAAAGCUGGCGGACCUUGGGGAUUCUUUUCCUCCUGUGCUUCCUCCUUAAUUCUGUGCUGCCUACCACCUGCCCAUUCCUUUAGUGAGUGGCAGGUCAUGGUCCUGCUCUCAUAGAGUUUCUGGUUUGGAGGUGGGGGGAGAUCUGGCCAAACGUGUGAAAAAUACAAGCUGUGGAAAGAGCGUGUAAGGGUCCUGUCCCAGCUUCGAGGACUCUGAGAGCGUUGGCAGUGAGGUGCAAAGGGUGGUUGGGAUGGGCAAGGCUGUCUAGUGAGGUUGGGGAAGGGAGUUCCUGGCAGAGGAGCAGAGGCAGGAAGGGGCAAUUUGGCUUGUCUUGAGGGAGCCAGGGGUGGCAGGGUGUGAGAUGAGUGAGUCUGGAGAGGUCGGCCUGAGCCAGAAUGCGGACCUGGCAGGCUGUGGGGAGGGCUUUGAUCUCUAUCCAGGGAAUAAUGGGAGGCCCCCAGGACACCCCAAGAGGGAAGCGGCUCCAUUGCAUUUGUGUCGUGAAAGUUUGUUUGGCUGCUGGGGGAGAAUGUCCUGGAGCAGGUGAUCAGCAAGGAGGGAGGCUGUUGCUGUGGCUCUGGUGAAAGGUGAUGGAGGCAGGGACCGGGCGGUGGCUGAUGGGAGACAGGCAGAGCCACCGGGCUGGUGAUGGACCGGCUCAGAUCCAGUGGGUGGAAGGAGGUGUCAAGGAUAACAUCUUUGUUUCUGGAGUGGAUAGUGGGGCCCUGGCCACCUCGGUGUGCCCCUUCAUCUCUGUGGUCUCCAGGGGCCUGCUACUGUCCACUGGGCUCUCAGGACCCAGCUGCAUGAUGCCACCUAAAUUGCAGGGCCCUCCAAGUCCCCAGCACCAGCGGGGCAGCACCGGUAGGGCCUGGACCUCUUUGAGAAUAUGUUGAAAAGCCGACAUCAACCUCGACGCUGUGGAUGUUGGGCCUGAUCAUUCUUUGGGGUAGGUCUGUCCUGGGCACUGCAGGGUGCUAAGCAGCCUCCACCCAGUCCCCAGUGGCGACACCCAAAACUGUGUCCAGACAUUGACAGGUGUCCCCAGGGGGGGAGACUCGCCUCCAUCUGAGAAGCAGAACCAGCCUGACAGUCCACCUCCCGGCUGAAAAGUGCUUGCAUGUGCGAUUUGCCUCCCGCCUGGGAGUCUGGGGGCGCUGGGAUGCCAUCCUUGCCCCACUCUGGCUUUCAGAGCUCUCUCCUCUCCUCCUCGUGUGCCCAUGAGUCCAGCUCACAGGAAUGUGGGUCUCACAUCAGGUCCCGAGGGAGCAGGUGUGUUUCUGGGCCUGAGGCUGCUCCUUGGUGGUGAGGGUGUCCCCACGAGCCGUGUCUGUGGCGCCUGCAGCUGCCUGCAUGUCCAUCUGUGUCCGCAUCUGCCUUUGAGCCUCAUCUUCCUGGCCCCAUGGUUUUCUCAUGCUGUGACCCAAAAGCCGAGCAUUCCAGGGUGUUCUGCUGAAAUUGAGUUGUGAGCGUGUCUCUCUCCUCGCUCCAGUCUGAAGGAGAAGCGUGGUCGGUAGAUAGACGUCUCAGACCUUUGUGUUUUCUUCACGUCUGUCUGUUGGCAGGUCCUUACAGUAUUGUGGUUGCUUUAGCAACUUAGCUGUUGUCGACCUAAUGUGUUUCAUGACGUUCUGCAGCAAGGAAGAAGGUCCGAGUUUCCACUCUGAAUCAGGCACCUUCGUUCCCCUCCCCCCCUCACUUGACUUCCUGUGGGGUAUGUGGUGUCUGCACUUAUAGAUGAGAACGCUGAGGCCUCAGGAGGGCAAGUGACUCGCCCAAGGUCACGGAACCCUAAGUCAGGGGUGGAGAAGGACCCCCUGACGCCAGCCCACCUCCCCUGCCCCUCAGCAGGCCUGGCCCCAGCACAGAGAAGAGCCAUUGUUGCUGCUCUGGGGGCCCUAGGAGCCUGGGAUGUAUCCUGCCUUUGUUUCUAGAGCCUUUGUUUGUUAUAUUUCCUCUGUCUCCAGACAUCGCAGGCCGGUGGGGCCCGGCGCCUGUGCAGGCUCACGUAGCGGGGCCUGUUCAGGUCCCUUGUGGGUCCCUUCAGUCUGAGCUCUGUCCUUGCCUCAGCGGCCCGUCACCCAUAGGGUGGCAGAGAUGGGCCGGGGGAGGGAGUGGGCAGCAGUGCGGACCGAGUCCUGGCGCAUGGGGUUUCCCUGGUGCUGGAGCUGGGCGUUUCGGGGGUGUGGGCGGGGCUGGGGUCAUAUCCCCUGCAUGCCCCGCAUGCCAUGGCUGUACUCACAUGGCAAGAGGUGGUGAUCGCCAGCUCAGGGAAGGUGGGGGUUCCUUCAUCCUGUGGAGAGGGGGCUGAAUUGGGGUCCCCUGAGCUGUAGGGUGCAGUGCCUGACAGGCCGUGGGGAGGGCCGAGGGGAUGGGGACUGACAGGCCCCGGGCCCAUGCCGCCCCCUGGCACGGGUGGAUGCCCCGCUUCCCGGGAGUGCCCAGCUGGACUGUGGCACCCCCAAAGGACCCCACAUGUCACUGUUCCCCCGCAGGGCUUCCCACGGCACGACAUGGAGACCUGUGGUUGCGAGGCUCCCUGGGGCUCGGCUUGGACCGCGAUGGGGCUGGGCCCUGGCCUCCUAACGGGGCUGCUGUCUGGGGCGGUAGCUGGGGGGGCGCUCUCCCCCCUGCCCGCGACUCGGAGCACCCCCACCCCUCCCCUGCCGGGCCAGGCCGGGCGGCGUUGUUGGCGGGGGCCCCGGUGGAGGCCCGGCCCGGGUGGCGCCCGCCAUGAACGGGCUGUCGCUGAGUGAGCUCUGCUGCCUCUUCUGCUGCCCGCCCUGCCCCGGCCGCAUCGCUGCCAAGCUCGCCUUCCUGCCGCCGGAGGCCACCUACUCCCUGGUGCCUGAGCCCGAGCCGGGGCCUGGUGGGGCUGGGGCCGCCCCCUUGGGGACCCUGCGGGCCUCCUCGGGCGUACCUGGGCGCUGGAAGCUGCACCUGACGGAGCGUGCCGACUUCCAGUACAGCCAGCGCGAGCUGGACACCAUCGAGGUCUUCCCCACCAAGAGCGCCCGCGGCAACCGCGUCUCCUGCAUGUAUGUUCGCUGCGUGCCUGGUGCCAGACAAGAACACCAGGCUCAGGGAGGCCAUCCCCAGCUGGCAUGGGUGGGCAGGCUGGGCGACUCCAACAACCCAGCGCCUGGUGGUUGCCUGCUGGGCGAGAGCUGGGGCACAGGGGCUGCCCUGGCCUGCGGGUACAUCCACCUUCUCGCCAGGUACACGGUCCUCUUCUCGCACGGCAAUGCCGUGGACCUGGGCCAGAUGAGCAGCUUCUACAUUGGCCUGGGCUCCCGCCUCCACUGCAACAUCUUCUCCUACGACUACUCUGGCUAUGGUGCCAGCUCAGGCAGGCCUUCCGAGAGGAACCUCUAUGCCGACAUCGACGCCGCCUGGCAGGCCCUGCGCACCAGGUACGGCAUCAGCCCGGACAGCAUCAUCCUGUACGGGCAGAGCAUCGGCACGGUGCCCACCGUGGACCUGGCCUCGCGCUACGAGUGUGCCGCGGUGGUGCUGCACUCGCCGCUCACCUCGGGCAUGCGCGUCGCCUUCCCCGACACCAAGAAGACCUACUGCUUUGACGCCUUCCCUAACAUCGAGAAGGUGUCCAAGAUCACGUCGCCCGUGCUCAUCAUCCACGGCACGGAGGACGAGGUGAUCGACUUCUCGCACGGGCUGGCGCUCUACGAGCGCUGCCCCAAGGCGGUGGAGCCGCUGUGGGUGGAGGGCGCCGGGCACAACGACAUCGAGCUCUACAGCCAGUACCUGGAGCGUCUGCGUCGCUUCAUCUCCCAGGAGCUGCCCAGCCAGCGCGCCUAGCGGCGGCCCCAACCGGCCGGACCUCAGCAAUAAGGCGGCCCCCGGACCUCACCCCGCGCCGGCCCCCCAGGGGCUGCAUGUGGACCCCCCGGGCGGCCCAGGGGACCCCGCCCCGACCCAGGGGCUGUGGACGAUGUACAGGCAACAGAGCUACGCACUCCUUUCCUUUUGGAAGCAAGAAGAAAAUACGUGAAAACGGAAAUUAAAGAUUUAAAAUUUUA